Molecule: messenger RNA, 1328 nt
Organism: Morone saxatilis (striped sea-bass)
Lineage: Eukaryota; Metazoa; Chordata; Actinopteri; Moronidae
Gene: imp3
Product: IMP U3 small nucleolar ribonucleoprotein 3
Exons: 7
Coding region: 104-655 (183 amino acids)
Biological process (GO): rRNA processing
Cellular component (GO): small-subunit processome; small ribosomal subunit; Mpp10 complex
Molecular function (GO): snoRNA binding; structural constituent of ribosome; rRNA binding
Source: RefSeq, a predicted model, not a curated record
UCUUUCACCGAAGAAGAAGAACACGUGUUUCCUGUGUUAUCCUCGCAUGGGAAGCAGUCAGCCUCGUAAAUACUUCAGAGUUAGUCAGUGAAAGGUUUUAAAAAUGGUCCGUAAAUUGAAGCACCACGAGCAGAAGCUGCUGAAGAAGGUGGACUUCAUCAACUGGGAGGUGGACAACAACCUGCACGAGGUCAAAGUGCUGCGGAGGUUUCGCAUCGAGAAGAGGGAAGACUACACCAAGUACAACAAGCUGAGUCGUAACAUCAGAGAUCUGGCCCAGAAAAUCAGAGACCUGGAUGAGAAAGAUGGCUUCAGAGCUCAGAGCUCACAUCAACUCCUCGAAAAACUGUACAGUAUCGGUCUCCUCCCCACCAAACAGAAUCUGUCCCUCACAGAGAAAGUCACAGCUUCGUCAUUCUGCAGGAGGAGGCUGCCCAGCAUCAUGUUGAACCUUCGUAUGGCUCAGAACCUGAAGACAGCCAUCACCUUCAUCGAACAAGGACAUGUGCGUGUUGGCCCAGACAUCGUCACAGACCCGGCGUUUCUAGUCACAAGAAAUAUGGAAGAUUUCGUCACUUGGGUGGACUCCUCCAAGAUCAAGCAGCAUGUCAUGAAUUAUAAUGAUGAGAGGGAUGACUUUGAUCUGGUGGCAUAAGUCUGUUGCACAACGUUCUUUCAUCACCCUCGAGGACAGGAAAUGGACAAGAACUCUGCACCUGUAACUGUGGAGUGAAUAACUCUACUGGCCAGGAGUCAACAGCUUGAAUCACAUAUCAACUUGGAAAUUAUGGAAAGAAAAUAAAUGCUUUCACCUCAACAAGUUUCAUCUGAGCAAGGACAGAAGGAGCUCUCUUCCAAACUUAACAUGAUUCACAGAACACCUGUCUUCUGAUGAUCAACCAGAAUAAAUCUGAUUCUGGGGGUCAGGUGGCUCAUCUUAGUGCCCAUCAGUGUCACCAUUUGACUCUUUUCUUUAAACCUGCUCAGCCACCAGACACUCAGUUGUUUCCUGCAGAGCCACUCCACCAUCACACUGGUUGUACAGAACAGCUUCCAGUGUUGUGACUCUGCAUUAUGUGUUCUUUGGGUGAACCUCAGCUGGCUUCACAGGGUUAGUAUGUAUGUGACCAUGGAAAUGCUGGUUUAUAAGUGUGUAUACCAUAAAAGGACUGUCACUCUCACGCUCAUAUUAACACAACUUUUUUUAUUUUUUUAUUUUUUUACAGCAGCUGUAAAAUAGAAACUUAAAAUUUGAUAAAUAUUUAAUUUUUUCAGUAAGACUUGUUACAAUGUAAACUUUGAACAAUAAACAUUCUUUUAUCACAGUA